AUGGACGAUCCAGAGCGAAUCGAGCGAGAUGGAGCCGCGUGCGCGCUGCGUAAUAAUCAAACGAAGCCGCCUGAAGGUUUAUACUGCGAGGGUACCUUCGACAAGUGGCUGUGCUGGCCACACACGCCAGCAAACUCCACAGUCUACGAGCACUGCCCCGAAUUUGUCCAUGGCUUCAGCCCUGAACUAAUGGCGCACAAGGAGUGCACUGAGGACGGCACGUGGUACAAGCACCCGCUUACUGGUUUACCUUGGUCAAACUACACAACUUGUGUGAAGCCGGAAGAUGAUGUCAGUGAAAUAAUCACCGUGUACGAGAUGGGCUACAGCAUAUCGCUAGUCGCACUACUUGUGUCCCUUGGUAUACUUUUCUACUUCAAAAGUCUACGGUGCGCCCGAAUCACAGUGCACAUGAAUCUCUUCGCAUCGUUCGCUGCGAAUAACGCGUUUUGGUUAGCAUGGUAUGGCCUCGUAAUGCGCUCCCCCUCAACUUUGAGCGACUCACCGGUAUGGUGUCGCCUCCUCAAUACUCUACUUCAGUAUGUACUGCUUACUAACUAUACGUGGAUGCUGUGUGAAGGGCUGUACCUUCAUACGGUGCUAGUCAGUGCAUUCGUAUCGGAACGUCGUUUGGUACGUGCGUUGCUGGUGGCAGGAUGGGUGCUACCUGUACCACCUGCUAUCAUUUAUGCCGCUCGCCGUGCCGCGGCUGGUGAGCAGUUGUGUUGGUUGGAUGAUGGUCCUCCCAGGCUGGAACUUGCCGUGCUUGUAUGCAUCGCUGUAGUUCUCAACCUUGGCUUUCUAUGCAACAUUGUCCGCGUUCUUUGUACGAAACUCCGCGCAGGUGGCGCGGCUGGUGGUGCUGCGCGUCCAUCCGCUACCGCACUCCACGCGUUACGCGCGACCUGUCUUUUAGCACCCUUACUUGGGUUGCAGUACUUAUUGACGCCUUUUCGCCCGGACCGUACGGCUAGCUGGUGGCUCGUCUACGAGUAUAUAUCAGCGAUCACAAUCUCACUGCAGGGCUUAUGCGUUGCAGUGCUCUACUGCUUUUGCAACGGUGAAGUGUUGGCCCAACUCCGGCGCCGUUGGCGGGUACUAACGUUCCGGCCUCGCGCCAACUCCACAACUAACACCACGGUGUCUUUUGUGCGGUCGGCUGCUCCGGGGGCGGGGGAGGAUAAAGUGUGA
This is a messenger RNA of Parnassius apollo (apollo), 1191 nucleotides long. NCBI's taxonomy places the organism in Eukaryota, Metazoa, Arthropoda, Insecta, Lepidoptera, Papilionidae. The record is from the annotation of a GenBank genome assembly.